Dreissena polymorpha is the source of this 2032-nucleotide messenger RNA. RefSeq names its product glutathione S-transferase A-like. Lineage: Eukaryota; Metazoa; Mollusca; Bivalvia; Myida; Dreissenidae. The transcript is spliced from 5 exons. The record is from RefSeq and is a predicted model, not a curated record. Bases 168 to 848 code for a protein of 226 amino acids.
AAACGUUAUCAGUUAUAUGAUAACACAAAAAUAGAACAUAUAGUCAAUAGUGAACUGUUUUUGUAAAGGGGGGCUACAUUCUAGAACAUUUCGAUGACCUUGACCCGAAAGUCUUUACUUUCGCUUUAGGCACUUAGUCGGAUACCGCUUGUUACAAGAGAUAAGAAAUGGCUGCCAAUAAGGACAUGUUUCUGUGGUGGGGUUCAGGCUCCCCUCCCUGCUGGAAGCCCAUGCUGGUUCUGGCGGAAAAGGAGAUGUGGGAGAGUCUGCCUAACAAGCUAAUCUCAUUCGACAAGAAGGAAAACAAGGAGGCCGAUAUUUUGGCUGCCAAUCCACGUGGACAGGUGCCGACGUUCAAGGACGGCUCCCUAGUCGUGAACGAGUCGAACGCCAUCUGCAUGUACCUGGAGGAGAAGUACAGUAACGAUAGCAACCGGCUACUUCCUGUCGACGUCGAGGAGCGCUCGCAGGUGUAUUGGCGCAUGUUCGAGUCCGGUAACAUUCAGAGCAACAUCACAGUGCCAAUCGUGUACUCAAUAUGGAAUACGAAGCCCGAGGACCGAAACCAAGCUGAACUCGAUGAAAAAUUCACGAAGGCCAAGGAAGAACUCGGAUACUGGGAAAGGACGCUGACCGGUCGUUCUUACCUCGUCGGCGACAGAUUCACAAUGGCGGACGUGUUUUUUUACCCGUUCCUCGCUUUCCUCGUGCGUUUGGGGGCCACGUUGAGGGAGUUUCCGGCGCUAAAGCAGUAUUAUGACCUUAUUUCUCAGCGACCCACGGUACAAGCGACGUGGCCUCCCCACUGGAAGGAGGGUUCCACCGCACCUAUUUUAGCUGCCCUGUAGCCCAGUCGGUGAAUAGUGGGAUCGGGCGACGGUUGCUUUGAUUUACUGACGCCCGCCAGCGGCAACUAUGUUCUGAGCAUCUUUACUUAGGGUACAUUAAUUGUAAUCCAUCCACUAUAUAGGAAGUGGUGCACACAUACACACUUUAAAUGAGACAUUUUUCAUGUAUUUUUUAUAUGUAUUAACUAUAUGUUAAGAUACACUUUUAUGAUUGUUAUUUGUAUUAUUCGGCUGAAAACUCCACUAUUUUCAGCAAUAUUUCUAUUUGUUGCCAUAGCAACCAUAAUUGUUGACGUAGGAACAAAAUCAAAUGACGUGCUUAAUCUCCAUAUUGCCACCUAUCCAUGUUUCAAGUUUCAUGAAAAAAAUAUGAAGAACUUUUUAAGUUAUCGUAGGAUCCACUAUUUUCAGCAAUAUUUCUAGUCUAUUUGUUAAUAUUUCUAGUCUAUUUGUUGCCAUAGCAACCAUAAUUCUUGACGUAGGAACAAAAUGAAAUGACAUGCAUAAAUUCCAUAUUGCCAUCUAUCCAUUUUUCAAGUUUCAUGAAAAAAUAUGAAGAACUUCUAAAGUUAUCUUAUAUUCCAGAAAAGUGUGACUGACAGACAUAGCGCAAACCAUAAAUCACCUCCGGUUUUACCAGUAGAAGACAACAAGAAAUUGUUGGAUGAGUAACUCGUUUUUUUGACAUUUUUAUCAUAUGCCAACUUGCCGUGGUCAGAUGUGUGAUCAUAUACAUACUUAUGAGUUGUAUUGUAGCAUUGUAGUCUGAACAUUGCUGUGUGUGUGUGAUUUAGCUCUUUGUGUUUGGUAUUCAUAGAGAAUCAAACACGCUGCACGAUGUUUUUUUUUUAUAUCCCCACGUAGUAGGAGUAUGCAGUGGCGUUUUCUGUGUGCAGACGUGUUGUGGGGACAUAUGUGUCUGUUGCCCAUUUUUAGUUUUAAACUAAACCAGAAUUUAAAUAUCAAUCUGAGACAAUCAAGAGCACUUUGAAUAUGUUUAAUUAGCAAUAUAGAUAAUACUAGUAAUUAUCAAUAGUCGUAUUCUACUGAACUUUGUUAUACAUACAAAUCCCGUAAAUAAAGAUGACAAGAUGUUAGUGGUUAAUACAGCUAUGUUUUUCUAGCGAGGAUUAAACAUCUGAAGUUAAGAUUUUAUGCCGCCCAAUAAACAUAUUAUAAGUUUA